UUGAAAUCUCAACAAAUUAGUCGAACUAAAUACGUAAAUCAUCUUUUUACAGAGCCAUCUGAUGAGGCUGACGAGCUGUGCCAACGUAUAUGGAACGGUCAAUCAUCACAAUCGGAAGAAAUCACCGAGGCGUUCGGCAUCAAAUUAACCCGGAGAGAUCUUUCGACGUUAUCUGACCGUAAUUGGUUGAACGACCAAGUGAUAGACUUCUACCUGCAAUUAAUUUGCCAAAGAAGCGAAGCCACCGAAAAUCUACCGAAGGUGUAUGCCUUCAACACGUUCUUUUACCUGAACAUUUCCACAAAAGGCUACGACUCUGUCAGAAGAUGGACGCGUAAAGUUGAUAUCUUUGAAUACGAUCUGCUUCUGGUGCCGAUACACCUCGAAGCUCAUUGGUGUUUAGCGAUAGUUGAUCUGGCGAUGAAACGAAUUGACUACUAUGAUUCAUUGUUAGGAAGAAAUAAAAAGUGCCUUGAUUGUCUGAAGAACUACCUCACUGAAGAAUACGAGGACAAAAAGAAAGAGACCUUUGGUUUCAAGGGAUGGAAGUUUAGUUUACGAAGGGACAUUCCCCGUCAAACGAAUGGCAGCGAUUGUGGUGUGUUUGUGUGCAAAUUCGCUGAAUUUGCAUCCAGGAGGGCACCCAUGGCAUUCACGCAGCAACACAUGCCAAACUACCGACGAGUAAUGGUGUAUGAAUUGGUCGAAAAGAAGUUAUUGUAG
Messenger RNA from Angiostrongylus costaricensis, 723 nucleotides. The record is from the annotation of a GenBank genome assembly. Lineage: Eukaryota; Metazoa; Nematoda; Chromadorea; Rhabditida; Metastrongylidae.